AUGGCGCUGAUCGAGGAGCUGGGCCUGAAGACGUAUCCACAGUUCAACACUGGGAAGAAAGUGCAUCACACGGGUGGAGCAGGGUCCCGUGUGCUUAGCUACACCUCCAGCCUCCCCGCCAUGUCCCCCCUGGUGCUUCUGGACCUCAGCCUCUUCAUCUACAGGACAAACCGCUUAUCUGCCACAGUGAACAUCCAGGACCCGUCCCUCACUCCCAACGCUGUGGAUUUGGACGGAAUGACCUUUCACUCCUGGAUCCGGCAGAACGCGUGGACACAAGAGCUGAAGGAUGUGGUGGACACAGGCACGCGCGCAGUUUUUGGGACGGAGCCAGCGCAGAUGUCCCUGCUCUACCUCCUCAUGUACUCUGCAGCAGCUGGAGGACUGGAGGCCCUGUUGGAGAGCACCCCAGGGGCAGCUCAGGAGUUUAGGGUCCAGGGGGGCACGCAGCAGCUGAGUGAAUGUCUGGCCGAGCGCGUGGACUGGAGAAACGUCCGUCUGGGCUGUGCUGUCAAGGCCAUAUGGCAGGAUCCGGAAUGGGCGCGUGUUCAGACCUCCACUGGUGAUUUCUUGAGCAGAGCUGUGAUUGUCUCCUGCCCUCCUCAUUUGGCAGCUCAGAUCCAGUAUGUGCCGCCGCUGCCGCAGAGAGCCUUCCUCACCCAGCACAUGCCCGUGGGUCACAUGAUCAAGUUCAUCAUCACCUACCGCAGCGCCUUCUGGAAGGACAAAGGAUUCUCCGGAGAGAUCGUCACCGGAGCGUCCACGGGCUGUCCCUUCUGCGUCACUUUUGAUGCCACUACUCCCUCGGGGAACGCAGCUCUGGUGGGCCUGAUCGCAGGACAGCAGGCCACAUACUGGACCAACAAACAGGCGGCAGAGAGAAGAAAAGCCGUGGUUUCCAGUCUUGUGCACUACCUGGGUCCUGAAGCAGACUCUUUUAUCCACUAUGAAGAAAAGGACUGGGCGCUGGAGGAGUACAGUGGCGGUUGUCCUGUUAACAUCAUGUCUCCUGGUUUGCUGACUUACUUUCACCCCAGUCUGAGGAGGCCGUGUGGACGGUAA
Molecule: messenger RNA, 1062 nt
Organism: Knipowitschia caucasica
Lineage: Eukaryota; Metazoa; Chordata; Actinopteri; Gobiiformes; Gobiidae
Source: the annotation of a GenBank genome assembly